UGUUUAAAAGUGACAUAUGCUGUAUGACAGAUGAGCAAUCAUUCAAAAAUAUUCAUCAUUACCACAAACAAGUGAAAUAUUACUUAAAAAAUGGCAAAUUUAAUCAAAAUUCGUACCACAUUGUUCCUGGCUUCACUGAUUCUUACCUCAUUUACCUCCGCCCAAAAUGGUAUCCCACCCGAAACCCGGAUACAAAUCGACUCCCUUAUCGAUGCAGUAAUGCAGACCCAAAACGUUUCGGCGCUCGGAUUGUCGAUCGUUUUUGGAGAAUCUGUCUACAACAAGGGAUACGGAUUACGCGAUCGAGAAAAUGGCUUACCCGCCGGUAACAACACACUCUUCGCGAUCGGAUCAAUUUCCAAGAGCUUCACGGCCAUCGUGAUCAUUAAAUAUUUGUCCGAACGAUACCCAACGUUAGGAGGGUCCGUGUUAGACGUACCGAUUCGAAUUCUUGCUCCCAGCUAUAAUUUCACCCUAGGAGACAGAUACCGCUCGGAAAAGGUGACGUUUAAAGACCUCUUGGCCCACCGGGUUUGCACGCUGCCGGAAUAUACUGGAAUGUGGGUCAGUGCUUACGAGGGGGAGGACGAUUUUUACUACCGACAAAGAUAUUCCCUCGAACAAUGCGGACUUCGGGAUGGGUUUCUCUACAACAAUGGACUUAUCGGAAUAGCUGGACAUAUAAUUGGUCACAUGGCUAAUUCUACGUUUGAUGAGAUGUUACGCAACCUCCUCUCCUCAAUUAGAAUGAGUGACACAACACUGAUAAAGGAGACGGACGAUCAUAACAAUAUGAUGCAGCGAGCCAUCCCAUACUUGUGGAAGGAUGAUCAACACAUUCGCUAUAAUUCAGAGAUCUUAAAGAGCGUCGUAGUUGCCAAUGCAGCCGGCGGUAUUCUUAGCAAUGCGAACGAUAUGGCUAAAUAUAUGGACUUCUUCCUUAACCGGGGAAAAGUCGGGGAUACGCAAAUAGUUCCGGAAGAAGUCAUGGCCUGGCUGAGCGUCCCGUCCAACCCUUUACUUUCCGGGUUCCUCAAAACAUCCGAGGAUCCCGAACUUGUCCCAGAUAUCUGGAUGGGGUACGGUCUUUGCCUUGGCGUAGCGAUGUAUGACGGAUGGUUGAAAGUUUUUCAUGAUGGUUAUCUCCCUCCGUUCGAAUCCUUGAUGAGCACUUAUCCCGAAUUGGGAUUGGGCAUUUUUACCACAGCGAGUGGCCCUGGUCCUCUCUUCGUCAUGCCACAAUGGGCCCUGCAUAAUGAAAUCUUCCAAUUAUUGCGAAACAAUGUUACUAAAAAGCGGGACUUGUCACUAAAAAAGAAAGCUGCAAUUACUCCGCCAAGAUUUGAUGCUCAAAAAACUAUCAACCAUCAAUCCCAAUUUAUCUACGAAGAAGAAAAAAUUGCUCCUAAAAUUUCUGAGGAAGAAGCCGUUGGAGCUUUUGGAAAUGGAUUUAACGGCGGGUUUACCAUCUCCUUUAAAAACAAUUCUAUUGGGGUUCCCCAGCUUUAUUGGGAGUAUGGAAAAUGGGCCCUGGCCUGGUUGGAACAGACGACUCCAUCUAUUUUCUCCGUCACUGAAUACGAUUCUGAUUUCUGGAUGAUGUCUUGGCCCGCUGAUGGUGGAGUAAUUACAUUAACGCUAGAAUUCGAUGACUUGGACACGAUCCGGCUUGUGGAUCAAGGUGCCGAGACCACCCUUCCGUUUAAGAGAGGACUUGUCGUAGAUGAUCUGCCCCACGUUCCAUGGGCUCCUGACAGUUGUUAAGAAAAUCGUUUUGUGGAUGAUGUCAAAAUUAUAAGUAAUUACAUAUUUAAAUGAUGUAAAAAAAUAUAAGCCAUGCAUACAUAUGUAGCUACAUAUUCGGCAAUGUUUUAUAAAUGA
Molecule: messenger RNA, 1881 nt
Organism: Folsomia candida
Lineage: Eukaryota; Metazoa; Arthropoda; Collembola; Entomobryomorpha; Isotomidae
Exons: 7
Coding region: 91-1764 (557 amino acids)
Source: RefSeq, a predicted model, not a curated record